Molecule: messenger RNA, 1215 nt
Organism: Aegilops tauschii subsp. strangulata
Lineage: Eukaryota; Viridiplantae; Streptophyta; Magnoliopsida; Poales; Poaceae
Source: RefSeq, a predicted model, not a curated record
AUGGCGUCCCAAAGGAAAAUUUCAGAAUUUCAAGCUUUUGAAAUCGAAGCAGCGGAUGAUUCUGGAAUUAGGCCUCAAGCUGCAUAUGAGCUUGCUACUCGUCAAGUUGGUGGACGACUUAAUCUCGGCUACACUCCUCAUGAUCACAGAAAUCAUUUGCAAAGCAAUAUGCAGAGGGAGUUGGCUUUUGGUCAGGCGGGCAGCAUGUUGAAGUAUUUUCAAGACAAAAUUGUUGAAAACCCAUCAUUUCAAUAUGCUUUGCAGCUGGAUUGUCAGGAGGAUAUAACAAACAUUUUCUGGGCUGAUGCUAAAAUGAUGGUCGACUAUGCACACUUCGGCGAUGUUGUCACAUUUGACACUACUUUUGGCACAAACAAGGAAUAUCGGCCGUUUGGUGUUUUUCUUGGGCUCAAUCAGUUUAGGGAGACUACUGUUUUUGGUGCUGCACUAAUGUUUGAUGAAACAUUUGCCUCAUUUCAAUGGCUUUUCAACACUUUUCUAGUUGCACAUAAUGGAAGGCAACCUAGAACUAUUUAUACCGAUCAAGAUAUUGCAAUGGGAAAAGCUGUAAAGGAUGUCUUCACAGAAGCAUAUCAUGGACUAUGUACCUUUCACAUAAUGCAAAAUGCCGUCAAACAUCUAUCUCCAGUUAAGGGUGAAGAGAAAGAUGAGGCUGAAGAGAAAGAUGAGGGUGAAGAGAAAGAUGAAGACGAAGAACCACAUAUUCUCACUGAUUUUAGUGCUUGUAUGUAUGGCUAUGAGGACCCCGCAGCAUUUGAAGAAGCCUUUGUCAAUAUGAGGUGUAGGAUGCACAAGCAAACUUGGUUUGAUAGUAUCUACAAGUUGGAGGAAAAACUCAAUGCAUCUACUAGUGACAUGAAUGAACCUAGUAAGGCUCAGGAAAAUGAUGACCCAAAUAUGCAGCAAGGAGAUGACUUGCUAAGAGCUGCACGACUGAAGAAAAAGGAGGUUCAAUCCAAAAAUUCAAAAAGAAAGAAUAGUUGGCUUGAUAAGUUGCACAAGGGCAAGCGCAAGGCAACUAAACCUCCUGCUUCAACCAAAAAUGGAGCAAAGCAAAAAAAGAAAAAGGAUGAUGUGCAGCCCAAAGUAGACGUGGAGAAUGAUGGCAGCAAGAGAAGCCCAAAUGCAGAGAAUGCAAAGCUGGAGAGCGUUAGUGCAUCCCUGCUGUCAUUCCUGUCCCUCUGUCUUUCUUGA